This is a messenger RNA of Hevea brasiliensis (rubber tree), 2457 nucleotides long. RefSeq lists its product as uncharacterized. The transcript is spliced from 6 exons. The record is from RefSeq and is a predicted model, not a curated record. Bases 255 to 2129 code for a protein of 624 amino acids. NCBI's taxonomy places the organism in Eukaryota, Viridiplantae, Streptophyta, Magnoliopsida, Malpighiales, Euphorbiaceae. Gene Ontology annotation, molecular function: translation initiation factor activity; mRNA binding.
GGUCGAGAGAAGCAGCUGGUCCAAGACACCGAAUAGAGGCCAACCCUCAAAAGCUAGUGCUUCCUUGGCUGUUGGCUCUCUCCAAAUAUCGCUAUAACUUUGCCACGAUUGGAGGGUUCCUCUUCUCCUCUUCUCUUCCACUCUCUCUCAACACUGAUAUCUAAUCUGAUUUUGCGUUUACGUAUUGGAAUCUCUGCGUACACGCAUAUUCCCAUAGGGGGUGGGAAGGAAGGAGGAAAGGAUCUAGAGAGAGAAUGUCGAAGAAGAAAGCUUUCAGUGGCAACACUAUGACUCUCAAGGACUUUCAUGGCGGUUCUAUCCCGACUGAUCUUCCUCUUCCAUCUGCUCCUGGUGUAAUUGUUAGGUCUUCGGAGUGGUCUGGUUGCGAUCGACCAAAUGCAUGGGGAGGGCCAAUGGGUCGUCCCGAUCACCGGGCUAGGCCUAAUUCGUCCCCUGCUACUAGGCAUUUCGAUGAUAAAACCCCCUUUCUUAGUCAUACAGCACAGAUUGGCCGUCAUUUCGAUGAGGAUGAACGCAAGCCUUUAGAUGGUGUUUCGGCCCCACGCCGGACAGUCAAUGAUGAGAGCUUUCGUGUCCCACAGAGUAGGAUGGAGUUGAAACCAGAGCCUGUGUUGAGUGGAAUGUUGUCAGGUUCAGCUUCAGGGGUACAGGUUGCAAGUUCAUACUCAGGAAGGGUUAGCGAUGGGGUUCAUGUGGGGGCAAGUCUACAGAAUGUAGGGGGUAAUACUGGGAAGAGCGUUGGAGGGUCACACCCAAAUGCAUGGGCAGCCAGGAAGGAGAUGGUAGUAGGUGUUAAUGAGCCAGUGCAAUCAGCCUGGUCAGGAGCGAGUGGCGUUUCAAGGUUAGCUCAUGCAAGUGCUCUUGAAAAGGUGUCUUCAGGCAGAUGGCAGAUAAAGCAUUCUAUUAACUAUCAAACGGAUGUUGAGACUAUUGAGCAUUUGGAAACAGAAAAGGGUGUAGCUUCUGUAGGUUAUGAUGGCUGUGCAUACAAUAGGAUGGAUGCAGUGGGUGGGAGGGAAUAUCCUGAUGCAACAUUGGCCAGGCAUGUGGAAAAGGGUAUGGGUAUUGAUGAUGGGAUUCAAAAUGGUAGAAAGGAGUAUGUUGAUCAUGAUAGAGUCAGGGCUGCUUCACAUUCAGAAUUGAAAGAGAGGAACCUGUCAUUGCAGGGUGAAAGGUUUCAACCACCACGUACUGAUGUCAGAUUCAGUAGGUCUGAAUUGCUACCCCUGGUGCAGUCUGAAUCAUCAGAAAGGCCUAAGGUGAAGUUGCUUCCAAGAACAAAGCCUUUGGAUAAUUUGGAACUGUCUACUGUUGAUCAUGAGCAGGGACACCAACAGCUGAGUAACUCUGCUAAUGGUCAUGUUAAAGCUGGUGAAAUGCAUGGAAAUGUCAGUGCUGCAAAACCUGGUUUAACUAAUUUGGAUAGUGCAAAUCAGGCGAUAGAGCGCCCAAAAUUGAACUUGAAGCCACGAUCACAGCCUCUUGAACAAUCAGAAGGGAACACAAAAAUGGGAAGGUUUGGAUUAUUUGGUGGUGCUCGUCCACGUGAAGUGGUUCUGAAGGAGCGAGGAAUUGACAGUACUGCUAUUGGUAACCAUGACUCGGGUCAGCAUCCAGAUAGGGUCAAGCAUAUUGUUUCCAAGACUGAAAGAGUUCCUGAGCAUGCAGUUCCUACUCGUCAUGGUGAAAGGAAUGACAAUUUUUCUCCUGAUCAAAGGGCUGGAAAGAAAAUUGAGAGGAAGGAUCAGCAGGUGGACAUUGAGAAAGUUGAUAAACAGAGGAGGAAUUGGCGAAAUGAGAACUGGAGGAACAGCAGGGAUACUGAGAGGCAACAGCAGCUGCCGCAAUUGCAGCGGGAGAGGCCUCCUUCACCAGAGACCUGGCGCAAACCUGUUGAACAUCCAAAACCAACCUCACCUGAUGCCGCUGGUUUGCGUUAUGGAAAAGCAGCUUCAGCCUUGGAGCUUGCCCAAGCAUUCUCAAGAUCCUUCUCAGAUCCAAAAACAGCAGACCAGUAUUCUGGCCAAAGGAGCCUCACUGGCAAGACCCAGAUGCCUUUUUCACGGCUAAUGGGACCCACGGCAAGGCCUCAGAUAAAUGGCUACUAAAUUUUGAGCGGUGUUAUGGCCAAUUAGGCAUCUGGUGGUAAGAAGAUUAUGUCUAUUUCAGCGUUGGUUAGUUGCACAAUCACUCAACAAAUGAGUGUGCACCAAGAUAUUUUCAGCGAAUAGAUGACCAUUUGAAUCGAGUGCAAUUCUCCAGAUACUGUUGAGGCCACUUUACUUUUUAACCCCAUUUGUCAUUUCAUCCUUUGCGCCAACCCCCCCUCCCCACAAAACCCCUCUUGGAAACUGUAUUCCUCAUUUUUUAUAAGAGAGUUAUCUUGGUUGCUUAUUUAUACAAUGGGCAUGGUACGAGUAAGUACAUUUUGUGGCU